Messenger RNA from Peromyscus maniculatus bairdii (prairie deer mouse), 1091 nucleotides. It is a transcript of the gene Spmip5, whose product is annotated as sperm microtubule inner protein 5. NCBI's taxonomy places the organism in Eukaryota, Metazoa, Chordata, Mammalia, Rodentia, Cricetidae. The record is from RefSeq and is a predicted model, not a curated record.
UUCUCUCCUGGACCCUGCCCUGCUUUUGUUCAGAAAUCCCUCCAAGUGUUUCCCCGCCCCAUUUCCUCACAGGCUGGCCUGGUUCUAACCACUGAGGGGACACAAGCAUAUCCUAGGACUUUACCCGUCAUUGCUCAUACUCCCCUUCACUCUAGAGCGUUGAAACAAUCUCCUAGCCACAAAAGCAUCACUUUACAGGGAGAUGCACUAGCUUGGCAGGAUAGGGCAUAGAUGAGCCACAGAACCCAUAUACAAACCUUGGUCCGUUGUGGCAGACUAUUGAUGAUCCCUGAGUAAAAUGGAGUCUCCUGAGACCUUCAUGAGAAAACAGCCCAUCACACCAGGAUACAGUGGCUUCAUACCAUGGCUCAGUUGCCAGGGAACCCCCAGCGAGGACCACAUGAAUCACUGCGUGAAAGCCUUCCAGGAGAGAACACAGAGAUACAAGGAGCAGAUGCAGGAAUUGAACUGCUCUAUUGCUAGCGCCCCAGCCCUGAAGCCCAUCUGCUCUGAGGACACAGUCCUAUGGACGCUGCAUGAGUAUGCCAAGAAGUACCACCCCUUGACUCUGGAAUGCAAGAAUGUGAAAAAAUCAUUGGAUGAGCCCCCCAUCCCUGGCUGGGCAGGUUUCCUGCCCAGAGCCAGGGUCACUGAAUUUGGCUGUGCCACAAGGUAUACCAUCAUGGCCAAAAAGUGCUACGAGGACUUCCUGAAUCGGAUGGAGCAGGCCAAGAGGACACAUCUGAAGCCAUAUGAUCAAAUAUACGGUGUGAGCUCUGCACAGCCUCCUGACCCUUCCCCAAAAGUCUCACAGCUCCAAGGUCUCCCACCCGAAUCCUCUGUGCCAGGUCUAACCCCCGCGAGUGAGGGCUCCCGGGCUCCUGGAACCUGUGGCUGUGCUCAGUGGUCCAGUCUGUCGUGCAGCAGGAACGUGUAUGGGGAGCCACCUUCCUCAGCAAAGACAUUUGCAGAGGGCUAGAAUCCUUCAUCCUCCCGAAGAGGUGUUCAAAAGCCUGCUGCACUUGCAUCAAAUCCAGCCCCUCCCACUCUUUGGGCAGUGAGGAAAUUUAAUAAGAAUUCUUUAACUGCUA